ACGCUUUCUUUUAAAAGUCAUCUCACAACGGUUAACAGCAUUGUUUUUGUUACUUUUGAUAGUCAAAAAUAAACUAUAACCACAAUGAGUGGACGAGGAAAAACCGGUGGAAAGGCUCGUGCCAAAGCCAAGAGUCGCUCUUCCAGGGCGGGACUGCAGUUCCCCGUCGGCCGUGUUCACAGGCUUCUCCGCAAAGGCAACUAUGCUCAGCGCGUUGGUGCCGGUGCUCCAGUUUAUUUGGCCGCUGUGCUCGAGUAUCUCACUGCUGAGAUCCUGGAGUUGGCUGGAAACGCCGCUCGCGACAACAAGAAGACCCGUAUCAUUCCUCGUCACCUGCAGCUGGCGGUGCGCAACGACGAGGAGUUGAACAAGCUUCUGGGUGGCGUGACCAUCGCUCAGGGUGGUGUGCUGCCCAACAUUCAGGCCGUACUGCUGCCCAAGAAAACCGAGAAGACCGCGAAGGCCAAGUAAACUGACAAGAGGUUCUCUUCAAACCAAAGGCUCUUUUAAGAGCCACCCAAUUUUUCCGUGAGAGACUGAUUUCUUUAAUCCAAUCACUAUUUUGAUAUCAGUUGAUAUCAGCCCAGUAUACAAUUAAAUACGUUGUACUUUUUCCAUUUUGUAUAAAUGGCUUUAUUAACUUCAUUAGAUUUGCAAGUUCCAAGUAUAUGGGUCAUUCCUGGGAUUUGGUAAUAUUUCAUCCUGGAAUUAA
Molecule: messenger RNA, 712 nt
Organism: Ctenopharyngodon idella (grass carp)
Lineage: Eukaryota; Metazoa; Chordata; Actinopteri; Cypriniformes; Xenocyprididae
Product: histone H2A-like
Exons: 1
Coding region: 85-471 (128 amino acids)
Cellular component (GO): nucleosome
Molecular function (GO): protein heterodimerization activity; structural constituent of chromatin; DNA binding
Source: RefSeq, a predicted model, not a curated record